AUGGUAGAAGACAAUGUAGACAACUCGACGCAGCUGACAUCCAGUUGUUCAAGCUAUGAAGUGCCUGGCUCAGCUGGUGGCAGUAAUGGAUUGGCCCNAAGUCCAGGCGCAAGCAGAGGAAAUCCUGGCCCUAGCUCAUUAGGCUUUUGUGUGAGGAAUGACGAAGGUGAUGUGGCGUAUGCAAGGGCAAUAGACCUGGGAGUGAUAACUAAUGUGGUGGCUGAAGCUAAGGCUAUUCUUCAAGGAUUGAAAUACUGUGUAGAGCAUGAUCUUCACCCUCUCAUAUUGGAGACUGAUUCAUUAGUGAUGAAGAAAGUGAUAGAAGGGGAAUGGGAUCCUCCAUGGGUAAUUGCAAAUGAUGUGAAGAAAAUUAGAGAGAUGAAGGGCAACUUCAAUGUGAUCUUUCAAGAUGUGUUCAGAGAAGGCAACUCGGUGGCGGAUUUUAUAGCUAACAUUGUUUUUUCUUUUGCAGGUACAUCUGAGUUUCACUCAUUCUCUGAACUGCCUAGUGCAGGAGGAGGUUGA
Nicotiana attenuata is the source of this 525-nucleotide messenger RNA. Its product is annotated as 14.7 kDa ribonuclease H-like protein. The coding region runs from base 1 to 525 and encodes 174 amino acids. NCBI's taxonomy places the organism in Eukaryota, Viridiplantae, Streptophyta, Magnoliopsida, Solanales, Solanaceae. The transcript is spliced from 2 exons. Gene Ontology annotation, molecular function: RNA-DNA hybrid ribonuclease activity; nucleic acid binding. The record is from RefSeq and is a predicted model, not a curated record.